Molecule: messenger RNA, 8390 nt
Organism: Microdochium trichocladiopsis
Lineage: Eukaryota; Fungi; Ascomycota; Sordariomycetes; Xylariales; Microdochiaceae
Exons: 8
Coding region: 188-8104 (2638 amino acids)
Biological process (GO): secondary metabolite biosynthetic process; fatty acid biosynthetic process
Molecular function (GO): 3-oxoacyl-[acyl-carrier-protein] synthase activity; phosphopantetheine binding; fatty acid synthase activity
Source: RefSeq, a predicted model, not a curated record
GCUCAAUCCUCGUGCUUGACGCCGCCGCAGUAUCACCUUUAUAGAGUAUUCGAGGACCGGGGAAACAGUCUCGAACCAGACCAACUCAUAUACAGCGCUUCACCUGAAUCCAAGCAAGAGAUUCGGUCCCCAGAGUCUCAAGAUUCGUCCGCCUGUCAUCCAUCUCGCUGAUCCCUCGUCCGUCAACAUGGGUAGUCGGCCCGAGAUGUUCCCAAGCGAGCCCAUCGCCAUUGUGGGCAGCAGCUGCCGUCUCCCAGGUGGCGCGAACUCGCCGUCCCGGCUGUGGGAACUCCUGGAGACGCCUCGCAACGUGGUGCAGCAAAUACCAGCAAGCCGCUUCAACACGGAAGCAUUCUACCAUGCAGACAGCCAGCACCAUGGAAGCACAAACGUCAAGCACGCAUACCUCCUUGAUGAAGAUCCCCGCGGCUUCGAUCGCGACUUCUUCUCGAUUAACCCCAAGGAGGCCGAGGCCAUGGACCCCCAGCAACGACAGCUCCUCGAGACGGUGUACGAAGGCAUCGAAUCGGCCGGAUACUCGAUGCAGCAGCUCCGAGGCUCGUCUACAGCCGUAUUUGUCGGCUGUAUGUUCUACGACUACCAGUACACAGCGGUCCGGGGUAUCGACAGCCUGCCCCAGUACCACGCGACAGGAACCGGGUCAUCGAUCUUGUCCAAUCGGGUGUCGUACUUUUACGACUGGCGCGGCCCAUCAGUGACCCUGGACACGGCCUGUUCAUCGAGUCUGGUCGCCCUGCAUCAGGCAGUCUGUGCUCUCCGGAGCGGCGAGGCUAACAUGGCUGUUGCGGCCGGCUCGAAUCUGAUUCUGGGCCCCGAACCCUUCAUCAGCGAGUCCAAGCUCAACAUGCUGUCGCCGAAUGGGAGAUCAUUCAUGUGGGACUCGCAGGCAGAUGGGUACACGCGUGGCGAGGGCUUUGGCGUGGUCUUGCUCAAGACGCUGAGCCAGGCCAUCGCCGACGGCGACCACAUCGAGUGCGUCAUCCGCGAGACAGGCGUCAACUCGGACGGCAAGACGCCGGGCAUCACGAUGCCGAGCCACGAGUCGCAGGCGCGGCUCAUCCGGGACACAUACGCCCGAUGCGGACUCGACCCGUCGCGGGCAUCCGAUCGCCCACAAUAUUUUGAGGCUCACGGCACCGGCACGCCGGCGGGCGACCCCAUCGAAGCCCGAGCGAUCCAGAGCGUCUUCUUCCCCCAUGACGGCGGCGACACUGACGUCGAUCAAAACGACCACCGCGAGCUCAUGGUGGGUAGCAUCAAGACCAUCAUCGGCCACACAGAGGGCACGGCCGGUGUCGCGGGGGUGCUCAAGGCGUCGUUGGCCCUGCGGCACGGCCGCAUCCCGGCGAACCUGCACUUCAAGGAGCUCAACCCCAAGAUCCAGCCGUACUACACCAACCUACGCAUCCCGACCGAGACGGUCGACUGGCCCAGCGUCCCUCAGGGAGGCGUGCGGCGAGUCAGUGUCAACAGCUUCGGCUUCGGCGGCACGAAUGCCCACGCCAUCCUCGAGAGCUACGAGGGCAGAAUCGGCGCCCAGGGGGCGGAGGAGGAGGCUGCGGCCGGACCCUUUGUCCUGUCGGCACACUCGAGUGCCGCGCUGGCCGCAAAUGCCAGCGCCCUCGCCCGCCAUCUGCGCGCCGCCGCCGCCGCCGAUGCCCACGCGGACAAGAUGGACCUCACGGCUCUGGCACACACGCUGUUCCGGCGCACCCCGUUCUCCUUCCGCGCCGCGUUCCCGGCCUGCUCUGCGCCCGCGCAGCUCGCCUCCAAGCUCGAGGAGGCCACCAAGUCGCUGGAGCGCCGGCCGGCGGUCACCUCGGUAUUUCCCGAGUCCUUGCCGCCACGGAUCCUGGGCAUCUUCACGGGCCAGGGCGCGCAGUGGGCGACCAUGGGCCGGGAGCUGUACCACGGGGGCAGGGGGUCGGCAACGUCGGCCCCGUUCCGCGCCGCCAUCGACGACAUGCAGCGGAGCCUGGACGCCCUGCCUUUCCCCGAGGACCGCCCGACCUGGCGGCUGGCGGACCAGCUGCUCGCCGAGGGAGAGAUCUCGCGCGUGGGCGAGGCCGCCGUCUCGCAGCCCCUGUGCACGGCGCUCCAGAUCGCCCUGGUGGACACCCUCCGGGCCGCGGGGGUCGACUUCGCCGCCGUGGUCGGGCACUCGUCUGGCGAGAUCGCGGCGGCCUACACGGCGGGCUACCUCACCGCGGGGGAUGCGAUCCGCGUGGCAUACUACCGCGGUCUGCACGCCCGCCGUGCCCAGGGACCGGGUGCGAGUCGCGGCAAGAUGAUGGCCGUGGGGAUGGGCUGGGAGCAGGCGGCCGCCUUUUGCACCGAGGUUGAGUUUGACGGAGCCCUGGUUGCCGCGGCGAGCAACUCGCCGACGAGCUGCACCCUGGCAGGGGAUGCCGAGAUCGUCGACAAGGCUGCUGCGAGGCUGCAGCAGGAGGGCACGUUUGCGCGGGUGCUCCAGGUCGACACGGCGUACCACUCGCAUCACAUGCUGCCCUGUGCCGGCCCUUAUCUCGAGUCGCUCAAGGAAUGCGGUGUCAAGGUGCAGACGCCACCGACGCUGGAGAAGCAGAAACAGCGAUGCAAGUGGUACUCGAGUGUCUGGGACAACGACGACCACCAGGCGGUUGACAGCAGUCGGCUGCUUGAGGGCCAAUACUGGGUCGACAACCUCACGCGGCCGGUGAAAUUCAGCCAGGCACUGGCGCGGGCGCUGGACGAGGACCAUGUCUUUGAUCUGGCGCUCGAGGUCGGACCGCACCCGGCGCUCAAGGGUCCGGCCUUGGAGACGGUCAAGACGUCGACCGGCGGAGCGGUCUCGCUGCCCUACGCCAGCGCCUUGAAGCGAGGCCAGAAUGCCGUCGAGUCCUUCACGGAAGCCCUGGGGACUCUCUGGUCUCUGUUCCCGGCGCCGCCCGGUGGAAAGCCCGUCAUCACCUUUGAGGGCGUGCGUCGGGCCCUGCGACAGGAUUCCCCAACCGCCGACAUGGACAUGGACGAGCUGAGAGUCCUCAAAGGUCUGCCGCCCUACUCGUGGAAUCAUGCCAGCCCCAUCUGGAAGGAGUCGCGGGCCUCGCGGCUCUUCCGCGUCGGCGCUCGCCGUGGCCACCGCCGGCACGAGCUCCUGGGCCACCCUGUCGUGUAUGGUGGUGGCGGUGUACGCGACACCAAGCGAGAGGUGCACUGGAAGCAGGUGCUCAGGCUGCAGGAGCUUCCCUGGCUCGCGGGACAUGUCAUCCAGGGAGAAGUCUUGUUCCCGGCGUCGGGCUACCUGUCCAUGGCGUACGAGGCUGCUCUCCAGCUUGUCGCCCAGAGGCCGGUCCGGCUCGUCGAGCUCCAUGAUGUCGACAUUGUGCGGGCCAUGCGCCUCGAGCAGGACUCUGGGCUGGAAGUGGUGCUGACCGUCCGCGUGACGGGCCAGUCGGACGACUGCAUCUCCGCACAGGUGGCAUGCUACAGCGGACCCGUGGACGCGCCGCUGCCGCUGGACAUGCCGCAGACGGCACUUUCUGCCCACUUUACCGGAGGAGUCCGGCUCUGGCUCGGCCGGUCCGCGUCCGAAGUGCUGCCGCGCCGGGCUGGGGAGGAUGCCAGACCCUUACCGAUGGACGCACUCGACAUGGAGCAGCUCUACUCGAGCCUGGCCGAGGUUGGCCUGCAGUACGCGAGCCCCUUCAAGGCCAAGGCCAUGUUGCGGCGGCUCCAUCGAGCCACGGUGACGUUGUCUUCGCCGCCUAAAGCCUCUGCCCUCCAUGCCUGCAUGCAUCCCGCACCCGUCGACACGGCUGCCCAGGGGCUGCUCGCCGCCUUCUCAUUCCCGGGCGAUGACCGCCUGUCGACUCUGUACCUGCCCACACGGGUCGACUGUGUCCGGAUCGUGCCCCCCAACAGCCGAUUGUCUACGUCUGCGAGCGCGAGCAGCACUGAGAACUUUGAUGAGGACCAGGAGCAGCAGCAGCAACAGCUCACUGCCGACGCAACGGUGACCUCGACGGCCGGCUCCACCAUUGUGGGUGACAUUGACGUGUUCAACGCGGCCGACGAGGUCAAGGUGCAGAUCCGCGGCAUCUGCCUGACCGCGGUCGGCCAGCAGCAGCGUGACGCCUGGCUGUACGCGGGGACGCGGUGGGUGCGAGACGCCGACUCGGGCAUCGAGCCGGAGCGGGCGGCGACGCUGUCGGACGAGCUCAACGUGCAGUACGAGGUGCUGUCCCGGGCGUCCUACUUCUACCUGCGGCAGUUCCGCACCAUCCUGCCCCAGGAGAUGCUCAUCAUGAGCAAGUCGUACAGGCGCAACGUGGCGUGGGCGCUCGAGGUCCUGCUGCCGCAGAUCGAGGCCGGCAAGCACUCGGGCCUGCCGGGGUUCAAGCAAGAGUGGAAGGACGACACGCCCGAGAUGAUCGAGGCGCUGCGGCAGGAGAGCAUCGGCAGCCAGAAGAGCGACGAGGAGCGGUACCACUGCGAGAUGCACUGGGACUUCCUGCGGUCUGUCGGGGACAAGCUCAUCUCGGUCGUCCGCAGCAUGACGCCCUGGGUGCGCAUCUGGACAAGCCACCAGCUCGAGUGGGUGUACGCCGACGGCAUCGGCUACAGCGCCGCCAACCGCGACGCGGCCACGCUCGUCGCCCAGCUCGCCCACCGGUUCCCGCGCCUCAACAUUGUCGACGUCGGCGCCGGCACCGGCGGCACCUCGGGUGCCGUGCUCCGGGCCCUCCAGGAGCAGCUGCUGCCGUACGCGGCCUACAACUACACCGACAUCUCGGCCGACGUCCUCGACCGGGCCCGCGUCCUGCACGGCCACCACAGGAACGUGACCUUCAAAAAGCUCGACAUCGACAAGGACCCGGCCGCGCAGGGUUUCCCCGACGGGAGCUUCGACCUCGUCAUCGCUUCCAAGAUCCUCCACAAGCUCAAGUCCCUGCCGGACGCGCUGCGCCGGUGCCGCCAGAUGCUCCGCCCGGGGGGCCAGCUGAUCCUGCUCGAGCCCACCGACGACUUCCUCAUGUCGCAGAUUGUCAAGCUGGCCCUGCCCGACUUCUUUGUCGGCCUCGACGACGGCCGCGUCAACGGUCCCACCGUCGACCUCGAGCGCUGGGACCAGCUCCUCCGGGAGACGGGGUUCGCGGGCGCCGACAGGACCAGCACGAGGACCGUCUCGUACUGCUCCGUGAUUGUGGCGCACGCCGUCGACGACACGGUCCAGCUCCUGCGGGAGCCGCUUGCCGCCGCGCCCGAGGCUUUGGCACCGUCGCUUGGCGGCAGUGACGUCUUCAUCGUGACUGGGGCUGGCGGCGGUGGUGGUGGUGCCGUCACUUCCAGUCUCGCAGCCCAGUGUCAGGAUAUCUUGCAGGCCGCCAUCACCACGUCUUCUUCCAAGACGGCAGUCGUCACCAUCAUUCCCGGUCUCGAGGCCGUGAACACGACCCACAACAUCACCCCGGGCUCGACCGUGCUGUGCCUGGCCGAGCUGGACUGUCCCGUCUUCUCUCAGACCGGCGCCGCCGACGACCAAGAGGGCGAUGAUGCUGUGGUUGUGGCGCAGCGUUUCCGCGGACUGCAGCAACUGAUGGCGACGGCCGGGUCCGUCCUGUGGGUGACGACGGGCGCCCGCUCCGGCCGCGACCCCUGCGCCAACAUGGUCGUCGGCAUGGGCAGCACGCUGCGGGCAGAACGCGGCUCGUCACUCCGGCUGCAGUUCCUCGAUGUCGAGAAGCCCUCGGUCCUGCUUGAGUCGUCGUCGUCGUCGUCGUUAUCGCAUGGGGGCCCGGCCUUGCUGACCACGAUGCUCCUCCGUCUCGCCAUCUUCGACCCGGCAAAAAGCCGGGAGGACGUGCUCUGGACGCAGGAGCCCGAGCUGGGCCUGAGCGAGGCGGGCGCGCUCUACAUCCCCCGCGUGCUGGCGCUCGACGGGCCAAACCAGCGGAACGCCGCGCGCCGACGCAGGGUGACGCAACAGGUCGUCUUGCCUUCUCCGUCGUCCCCGUCUCCGUCCCCGUCUCCGGGCCCGGCUGUCGUGCUAGAGCGCGGUCAGGAGGCGGCGUCAUGGGAGCUCAAGACAGCCGAGCCGCUGCAAGUAAUCGCAUCUUCCCUGCAGCGAUUCACUUGCAGCGAUGCCGGCUCGGCUUCAGCAGCAUUGUGCUAUGUCUGCGUCGGCCGAGACGUGGCAUCCGGCGAGAAGGUCGUCGCCCUGUCCCAAGUAAACGGCUCCCUCGUCUCCGUAGCCAGGGAACACCACGUCCUGCGGCGCUGGCCACAGUCUGACAAAGGGGACGCGGACAACGACAACGACGCGGCAUGGCUGCAGACGUUCCUCGCGCGGGCGUGUGCCAGCCGCCUGCUUCUUGGCGUCCACGGGCCUGCGUGGAUCCACGGCGCUCCGGGGCAGCUCGGCGAGGCUCUCGACGUGGUGGUCCGCGAGAAGGGCAUCGCCGUCUUCCAGACCACGUCGGCCGCCAGCGCAGCAGGCGUGGCGACGGCGACGUUUGUGCACCCUUACGCGCGGGAGGAUGACUUGCUCGGUCUCCCGCUGCCCGAGGGCCUGCGGACUUUUGUCAAUCUCUCUACAAGUCAGAGUGGUGCUGCCGCCAAGGCCAUGUGCUCUGCCCGCUCGGUCGCGGUCAAGCAGGUUGACUGGGCUGAUCUGAUGGCCGGCUUCGAGAUCCACGAUCUAAACCAUCUCGCCAAGGGCCAUGACCUCGUCAAGAACAGUGGCAGCUCCGGCGAGAGCAACUUAGUGACGCUUGAGCAGGUUUCGGCCGGCCUACUGCCCGUCGAGCAGCAGCUCUCACCCACCGCUGUCGUGGACUGGUGCGCAGCCGAAACCGUCACCGCCGCCGUCUCGCCACUAGAGCACGCCGGGCUGUUCUCCGCCGACAAGACGUACCUCCUGUGCGGCAUGACGGGCGACAUGGGCAUCUCGGUGUGCCUGUGGAUGGUCGAGCACGGCGCCCGCCACGUGGUGCUCAUGAGCCGGAACCCGAGCAUCUCGCCUCGCAUCCUGGGCCACAUGGCCAGCAGGUUCGGCGCCGAGGUGCGCCCCAUGGCUGUCGACAUCACCAACCUCGCCGGCCUGCGGGCCGCCGUGGCGUCCAUCAAGGCCGACGACAACAACAUGCCCCCGAUCGGCGGGGUCAUGAACGGGGCCAUGAUCCUGCGCGACCGGCUCUUCCAGAACAUGCCGUGGGACGACUUCGCCGCCGUGCUGGGGCCCAAGGUCGCCGGGUCGCGCAACCUGGACGCCGUCCUGAGCGAGGACGAAGAGCAAGGGGAUAAACAGCAGCCGCUCGACUUCUUCAUCUGCCUCUCGUCCAUCACGUCCAUCGCCGGCAACGUGGGGCAGUCGGCCUAUGCCGCCGCGAACCAGUACAUGACGGGCCUGGUGCGGCAGCGGCGCCGUAGGGGGCUGGCCGCGUCGGUGCUGCACAUUGCCAUCCUGACGGGCUUUGGGUACAUCCACCGCAGCGACGCCGCGCACGCCGAGACCAUGAACCGGGCCCUCCGGACGCGGUACAAUAACCAGGCCGAGCCCGAUCUGCACGCGAUGCUGGCCGAGGCUGUCGUCAGUGGCCGUGUCCGCGACGAUGACAGUAGUGGCGGUGGUGAGCUCAUCACGGGCCUGCGCACCGUGUUCGACGGCGAGAAGCAGCAGGCCCAAGACCCUCGUUUCGCACGCUAUCUCAGAGACGAGGCCGACGAUGACGGAGACGCCAGCGCAGCAGCGCGUGGUGGUGCGGGAGCAGCGGCGAUGAGCGUGCAGGCACAGCUAGCCGAGGUUGGCACCGCCGCUGCCGGCGACAACGAUACCACGGCCAAGCAGAGGGCGGUGCUGGAGAAGGCCUUCGCCGUCGCCCUGGGCAGGCUGCUCGACAUGGACCCGGACGCGAUCGACCCGGCCCGCCCCGUCGCCAGCCUGGGCGUCGACUCGCUCGUGGCGAUCCGCAUCCGCGAGUGGAUGCUGCGCGAGAUGGGCGUCGACGUGUCCGUCAUCAAGGUCAUGUCCGACACGUAUCCCAUGUCGCGCAUGUGCGACGACGUCUUGGUCAGCUGGCGCAAGCAGCAGAAGAAGGAUUAGGGUGUGUCAGCUCGAUAGGUAACCGGAGGCUCUGGGUUGCUUUUGGUCAAGAUUCAUUGUUUGGGUUGAACGGAGUGGUGGUGGGACUUGGCAUAGGGAUCUGGUAAUCGGAGGACGAGGUGCCUGGAUUUGUUGCUGAUUAUAGACACUCUCUGAUCACAGUGGUCAAGGCGUGCAGAGGAAAUCGGGGCUGUACUUUUGGAGUUUGGCGUCGGCGUUACUACUAGGUCCUAUCUCGUCUUUCUCCUUGAAUGCCAAUCGCCACUUUACUCUGUUAUCAUACUCC